Chroicocephalus ridibundus (black-headed gull) is the source of this 2856-nucleotide messenger RNA. RefSeq names its product G protein-coupled receptor kinase 5-like. Gene Ontology annotation, biological process: signal transduction; regulation of signal transduction; protein phosphorylation. NCBI's taxonomy places the organism in Eukaryota, Metazoa, Chordata, Aves, Charadriiformes, Laridae. Bases 94 to 1875 code for a protein of 593 amino acids. Gene Ontology annotation, cellular component: cytoplasm. Gene Ontology annotation, molecular function: G protein-coupled receptor kinase activity; ATP binding. The record is from RefSeq and is a predicted model, not a curated record. The transcript is spliced from 16 exons.
GGCCGGUUGCGGCGGGAGGCGGCCGGACCGCCCCGCGCCGGGCAUGGUGUGCGGGCGGGGGGGCUGCUCCGCCGCCCGCCGCCCCCCCGCGCCAUGGAGCUGGAGAACAUCGUGGCCAACACCGUCCUGCUCAAGGCCCGCGAAGGAGGUGGCGGCAAGCGGAAAGGCAGGAGCAAGAAGUGGAGGGAGAUCCUUCGGUUCCCACACAUCAGCCAGUGCGAUGAGCUGCGGAAGAGCCUGGAGCGGGACUACGGCAGCCUGUGCCAGAAGCAGCCCAUCGGCCGGCUGCUCUUCCGGCAGUUCUGCGAGACGCGGCCGGAGCUCCUGCGCUGCAUCCGCUUCCUGGACGCCGUGGCGGACUACGAGCUCUCCCCGGAUGAGAAGCGGAAGGAGAUGGGGGAGGAGAUCAUCCGCCGGUUCCUCAAGGAGGAGUCCCCGGAUUUCCUGCCCGAGGUGGGCCAGCCCCACGCCAGCCGGUGCCUGCAGGACCUGCAGAAGAGCCCCUGCAAGGACCUCUUCAGCAGCUGCCUGCGCCCCCUGCACGAGUACCUGAGCGGGGACCCCUUCGCCGACUACCGGGACAGCAUGUAUUUCGACCGGUUCCUGCAGUGGAAGUACCUGGAGAGGCAGUCGGUCACCAAGGACACGUUUCGGCAGUACCGGAUCCUGGGCAAGGGCGGUUUUGGAGAGGUGUGCGCCUGCCAGGUGCGGGCCACGGGGAAGAUGUACGCCUGCAAGAAGCUGGAGAAGAAGCGGAUCAAGAAGCGGAAAGGGGAGGCGAUGGCUCUGAACGAGAAGCAGAUCCUGGAGAAGGUCAACAGCCGCUUCGUGGUGAGCCUGGCGUACGCCUACGAGACGAAGGACGCGCUCUGCCUGGUGCUGACCAUCAUGAACGGCGGCGACCUCAAGUUCCACAUCUACAACAUGGGCAACCCCGGCUUCGAGGACGAGCGCGUGAUCUUCUACGCGGCGGAGAUCUGCUGCGGGCUCCAGCACCUGCACCAGGAGGGCAUCGUCUACCGGGACCUGAAGCCGGAGAACAUCCUGCUGGAUGAUGAUGGCCACAUCAGGAUCUCCGACCUGGGGCUGGCUAUCAAGAUCCCCGAGGGCGAGACCAUCCGCGGCCGCGUGGGCACCGUCGGCUACAUGGCCCCGGAGGUGAUCAACAACGAGCGCUACGCCUUCAGCCCCGACUGGUGGGGCCUGGGCUGCCUGGUGUACGAGAUGAUCGAGGGGCAGUCGCCCUUCCGCGCCCGCAAGGAGCGGGUGAAGCGGGAGGAGGUGGAGAAGCGGGUGCAGGAGGACCAGGAGCCCUACUCGGACAAGUUCAGCGAGGAUGCCCAGGCCAUCUGCAAGAUGCUCCUGGCCAAGGACCCCAGGCAACGGCUGGGCUGCGGGGCCGACGGGGCGGCUGAGGUGAAGCGCCAUCCCUUCUUCAGGACCAUCAACUUCAAGCGCCUGGAGGCUGGCAUCAUGACGCCCUCCUUUGUGCCGGACCCCCGGGCGGUUUAUUGCAAGGACGUGCUGGACAUCGAGCAGUUCUCGACGGUGAAGGGCGUCAACCUGGACCAAACCGACAACGAUUUCUACGCCAAGUUCGCCACCGGCAGCGUCCCCAUCCCCUGGCAGAACGAGAUGAUCGAGACCGAGUGCUUCAAGGACCUCAACAUGUUCGGACCCAGCGGGACGCGCUCCCCCGACCUGGACUGGAGGCAGCUGCCCGAGCCCCCCAAGCGCAGCCUUCUGCAGAGGCUCUUCCGACGACACCCGGCCGACUACACCAUCGGCACCACCAUCCACCCCCCGGCCCCGGCCGCCGUGAACUCGCACCCUCCCGCGGCCAACGCCGCCUGCCGAGCCCCGGCCCCCUCCUGACCCCUCUCGCCGUCCCAGGGGAGCCCCCAGCCCCCCCGUGCCCUCUCAGGGUUAUCUCGGGCCGGCGCUGGGGCCGGGGUCCCCGGGAGAUGCUCGCCGAGGCGGGAUGCUGGCGGGGACGGACACGGGCUGCCCGCGUGGGCAGGGAGCGAUGGAGGGACCGACCCCAACCCUGGCAGCCCCCCCCGCCCCCUUUGCCCCAGGCUGUUCUCUGGGGCUCCUGCAGGACCACCCCCGUCCACCCCCCCUGGGAAGGGGCCAGGGCAGGAGCCUAUUUCUGCUGCGUUUGAGCCCGUUUAUCUUAUCGCCAGCUCCGCGCGCGACCUCUGCGGGCGUGGGGGGGGCUGCGGGUUUAUCUGCGCUUUCCAAAUAGAAACAAAGGCAGCCUUGGAGCGGGGGGACACCCCCGGCUCUCCCCCCAGCCCUGCUGCCGCAGGAGGGACAGGGUCACCCUGACAGAGCCCCCUCCCCGGGCACACGCAGCCUUCCCCGCUCCUGCUCCGGCCACCGCCGUGUGAAACGGGCUCAGAAAAGGGAAUUUUUUCAAACGCGGGGGGGCUCUCCUCAUCCUCGUGGGACGGCUCAGGGCAGCCGUGGGGUGCCCCAGCCUUGCGCGAGGGGGGGACGUUGCACGUGGGUGUGCAACGGGCAGCAUCCGUGGGUGGGGGGGGCUGUGCUGGGGGUGCCCGGGACCCCCCCCCCGCCCCGUGCCUUUGGGCCCCGGUGAAUCUCUUUCUCCGGCGCCUUUGGUUUACAUUCGAAUCCGGGUUUUGUACAUUUGUAGAGAGUUGUAAAUAUUUGUACGUUUGAGCGCCUGGAUGUACAUUUUUAAGCUAAAAGCUGCAAACGGAGCUGCGUGGUGACUUUGCGUGGGGACGGGGAGGGGGGCGUUUUGUCGGGGACGGGGGCUCCGCGGGGCUGUUUUGCCUCCCCCGGUGUUUUCUCCCUCCUCCUGCCCCACGGGACGCGGGUGGGAGGGAG